AACGAUCACGUGACUUGCGCGACCGAAACGAACGCGGCGCUUUAGAACAUAACUCGAAUCUGAACUGAAUCUGAUUCAAAUUCUCUGGAUAUUCAGAUCGUACUCUUUCCGAGUUGCAUUCUUUAGUUUGCUUUAUUUGGAUUACAGCAAGGGGUGGAUGCAGUUGUGUAUCUUGUGAGGAAAUAACGCGGGGAAAGCUUGUCGGGUUUUUUGUUUGUUUGUUCUCGUUUGUUUUUGACCGGAUUCCAAUAUGAGCAAUAUUAUUGUGGGAAUGAUGGAUAUAUAUCUGCGGACAUCCUGAAAGCACUCGGUGUGAGUCAGCUGCGGGACUCGUCAGCACACACUGCCAUGGUUACGCACACGCAUUUUGGACACAGUGCUCCACGGGCUUUGGGGUGCCAUUAUUUUGUAUCCUCUCACCCCGCUAUGAAGAAGUAAAGCGCCGAGCUGUGCGUUCUCGGAAUCCGAUAUGUUUUGAUCAGGACAACUUUUGAAGGUCGAGCCAUUUGUAUAUUUAUUUAGUAUUUUCCAACUUACUCGGCGACGAUGACGGAUAAACAUUCUCCUCCUGCACCUUACAUUGGGAUGGAAGUAGUGAUCGCUCUCGCUUCCGUCUUAGGAAAUGUGAUGGUGGUUUGGGCGGUGAAGAUAAACCGCUCGUUGCGGGACACCACUUUUUACUUCGUUGUCAGCUUAGCUUUGGCAGACAUCGCGGUCGGGGCUUUUGUCAUUCCCUUGGCCAUAACGAUUAGCACCGGACUGAAGACGCACUUUUACAGCUGUCUGAUGGUCGCCUGUAUUAUGCUCGUCCUCACUCAGAGCUCCAUCCUGGCUCUCCUCGCCAUCGCCAUUGACCGCUAUCUGAGGGUCAAGAUCCCGCUCAGCUACAAGCGAGUAGUGACACCAAAACGAGCUGGGACAGCGGUGUUCGCGUGCUGGCUGGUGGCCCUGAUUGUGGGCUUAACUCCCAUGUUUGGCUGGAACAACCUGGAGAAACUCAACCAAACCAACAACUCUCAGGGACCCAACCCCACUGUCACCUGCACAUUCGAGAAUGUCAUCAGCAUGGAGUAUAUGGUCUACUUCAACUUUUUUGGCUGGGUGCUGCCCCCGCUCGUCCUCAUGCUUGUGAUAUACUUGGAGAUUUUCUACAUGAUUCAUAAGCAGCUCAAUAAGAGGCUUAGUAAGGCGGGCAGCCAAGCUGAUCCCAGCCGGUAUUAUGGAAAAGAGCUCAAACUGGCCAAAUCUCUUGCUCUGGUGCUUUUUCUUUUUGCCAUUAGCUGGUUACCGCUGCACAUCCUGAACUGCAUCACUCUGUUUUGCCCCAGUGGUAAAACUGAGAUACUUAUCUAUGUGGCUAUCUUGCUUAGUCAUGGCAACUCGGCCGUCAACCCGGUCGUAUACGCCUUCCGCAUCAAGAAAUUCCGCACUGCUUUCGUCAAGAUCUGGGAGCAGUAUGUCUGCUGUAAGAAAGUGAACCAUUUGGCCAGUAGAGCCACCCGACGAAGGGAGUGUCUGGAGAAGAAGAUGCGACGAAAUAAUGACAUUUGACUAAGCUAGAACAUUGAACGUAGCUGGCCAUGUUGAUUAUUUUUGUGAAAUGACUGUAUUCACAUUUAACAUCCAGGUCCUGUGAUCCUGUGAUGUCUUGACUUAUAUUUCCUCUUAUGAGGACAUUCAAAUGAAGCAGCAUUCUGCCUGAAAGUGUGACGGAAAUAUUCACAUACAUAGUCAGUGGGUCCAUUAAAUAUGACUGCUGCUUGUGUUAGUGGAAAAGCUAUAUGCUGUAUAGUACUGGCACCUGUGGAUUGUGUUUGAUUUCCUGUUUUUAAAUGAGAUUUACAAGCUUUAUAGCAUCAACUUUAAAGUGCUUAUAGCCACCUCAAGCCUUGUUCAGACCAGGCAAUGGCCCUAUAUUUAAUCCUCUUUGAAAUGAACGGCACUGCACCAUUAAUAAUGAAGGGGAAGAAUGUACAUGUAUGAUUGAUUGUUUCCUUGAGGAAGGGCAAAUUUAAAUGGAUAAAAUACGAGUCAAAUCAUAACUCCUUUGCUAUCAAGAAUAAGUAAUGUUUUACCAUUUUGAUUUAAUUGUUUUUACCAAUUUAACUCCUCUCGCUUGUGUUACAGCUGUGUCUGAAGUAACCUACAGAAGAUUAAUGUGAACUUCUAAAAGCACUAAUAUCUCCUUAAGGCAUGCUUAAGCUCAUAAUGUGCUUAAGCAUAGACUAUCUGCAGAAUGUUUGAUAUCUACAAUGCUUUGAGCAGAAGAACAUAAAAUAAGUGUUCAAUAAAAGACAAAACAAAAUCAUGACUUUUUCCAGUUUGAAACAUACUAAUAAAAGUCCUGAUAGUGUUUUUAGUAAUAACUGUGACACACUUCUGUAGAACUUGCCUAUGAUAGCACGCGAUAUUUGUGGUCAGCACUGCUGAUAAAACCACAUCCAUUUUAAGAGAGCUCAUCAGAAAAGGGAACGUGACAACCACUUGUACAAACUACUGAAUACAAGUUCAUGUAGUGUUGCUUUCCUUGGUGUGCAAGAGUUUUGGUUUUGCAUUCUAUAUAGGAUAAGGUCAGGUUGAGUUCUGACAGGUCCUCAACUCUGCAAGUGUAUAAAAUCAUUUCUUCUAUUUAAAUUCUGAUUUUCUGUGAAGCCCUCCAAGCUGUGUGUGUGCAGAUAAACCACCUAUGACACCCAGCAGUAUAUUCAUGCGAGCUCUAACCAGCUAGAAUUUCCAAAUAGAUGCUAAAUUGCUACACAUGGCACUACUACACUUCUGUAAAUUGUUACGUGAGUAAAUUUCUCUCUUAUCAUUGAGAAUUUGAUUAUCUCUGUACCAGUACUAAAUAUGAUAGUCAUUCUCUCUAGAAACAAAACAUUACCUGGAACAUACAGUACUAUGCAAAAGUUUUAGGCACAUACAAAGAAGCUGUAGAGGGAAGAUGAUUUUUUUUUUAAAAUACUGUAAAGAGCAGUAAACAGUAAUAAAUACAACAAAGGCAAUGUUUGGUGUGACGACCCUUUGCUUUAAAAAAAAAAAAAGAGAAAGAAAGUAGUCUCAGGUAGAAUUUUGCGCAGUUUUAUAAGGAAAUGAGCUGUAAGUUGUAUUGAGCAUUUUGCAGAAGCAGCAACGGUUCUUCAGAAGACUUUGAAUGUUGCACUCACUUCUUAUUUUUUGCAGCAAAACCCAGCAGCCUUCAUUGUAUUUUUUGUCUGAAAAGUGUCUCUUACCACUUAAUAUGCUGUUUUCUUUACUGACAUACAAACAUUUUUCUGUAACAUUUAGUUUUGUGCUGGAAAACUAAUGUUUGGAAAUCUAAAAUG
This is a messenger RNA of Ictalurus punctatus (channel catfish), 3323 nucleotides long. RefSeq names its product adenosine receptor A1. Gene Ontology annotation, molecular function: G protein-coupled adenosine receptor activity. The record is from RefSeq and is a predicted model, not a curated record. Gene Ontology annotation, biological process: G protein-coupled adenosine receptor signaling pathway. Bases 547 to 1551 code for a protein of 334 amino acids. Gene Ontology annotation, cellular component: membrane; synapse; dendrite. Lineage: Eukaryota; Metazoa; Chordata; Actinopteri; Siluriformes; Ictaluridae. The transcript has 2 exons.